AUGGUUUCUUGUGGCGUUCACUCCGAAACGAGAGCAUUGGGUCAAGUGCAAAACUGCCUCGAAAAAUACGUGCAAGAGCUGUUCCCCGAUUGCGAAUCCACUUGGACUCGUUUUGAAGGCGAUCUGGACGUGGAAGAGACAGACGAUAAUAAGGAAGAUACAACUGCAGUGGAUGACAAGCGUAAAGAAAAAAAGUUCCAGGCUGUUGAUGCUGCCUGUGGUGGUCUUGUGUUUUACCGAUUCCGUAUCAACGUGAAGCCUACCGAAUUUAUCGAUAAAAUGAUGGAUGCUAUGUCACAAUUGUCCAAACCAGAACUUGAAGAGCUAUUACCCAGAAUUCGCCACACAGCUCGUUGGAUUCCACUCGAUUACAUAUGCCCAGCUACAACGGAAAGAAUGGCCAAAUGCUUUGAACGUCUCCGGGAAGACCACUUUAAGGAAGUAUCCGACGACGACAAACGUACUGUAGCCAUCGUUACCGAAAUUCGUAAUAAUAUCUCCUUGAAGAAAGAAGACAUCAUUCAGACCAUCGCUCCCUUAAUCCCGAAAGGACUAAAGGUGGAUUUAAAGAAACCAACCGACGUCAUCUUUGUCACCGUGUUCAAAAGCGUUUGCGGUAUGACGGUGUUGAAAGAUUAUUACGAAAAGAAAAAGUACAACAUCGUCGGUCUUCUUCAGGAGAAAGCCUCUGCGGCAUAA
Messenger RNA from Radiomyces spectabilis, 699 nucleotides. RefSeq lists its product as uncharacterized. The record is from RefSeq and is a predicted model, not a curated record. NCBI's taxonomy places the organism in Eukaryota, Fungi, Mucoromycota, Mucoromycetes, Mucorales, Radiomycetaceae. The transcript is spliced from 5 exons. Gene Ontology annotation, molecular function: RNA binding. Gene Ontology annotation, biological process: tRNA modification. The coding region runs from base 1 to 699 and encodes 232 amino acids.